Molecule: messenger RNA, 6560 nt
Organism: Scophthalmus maximus (turbot)
Lineage: Eukaryota; Metazoa; Chordata; Actinopteri; Pleuronectiformes; Scophthalmidae
Gene: zeb1b
Product: zinc finger E-box binding homeobox 1b
Exons: 8
Coding region: 1200-4235 (1011 amino acids)
Biological process (GO): anatomical structure development; regulation of transcription by RNA polymerase II
Molecular function (GO): RNA polymerase II cis-regulatory region sequence-specific DNA binding; DNA-binding transcription factor activity, RNA polymerase II-specific
Source: RefSeq, a predicted model, not a curated record
UGAACAUCUACAGUAAUGUGGUGGAGUCCGGCUCGGACUCGGAUGACGAGGACAAGCUGCACAUUGUGGAGGAGGAGAGCAGCCCGGCGGACGGGGCCGACUGCGACAGCACCCUGCCAGAUGACGAGCUCCCCAGGGAGCACUGGGACCGAGGACGGCAACAGAAUGUCCCGCUACAGCCUCGCGGGGCCUGAGCUCUGGGGCGGCUUUCCACUUGUGCAGUGGAGCAUUCACAUCCCUGCGUCAGCACAUAAACGGCCAGUGUGAUGUUUCAUGUCAGGGGAGCAGCCUGAUAACACAGAGCCAGCCGCCUCAGAGAGGCUGUGAACCCUUCUGCACUAAACAAAGGAUGGGAGAGCCAAACACACACACACACACACACACACACAUGCAGAGGAAACGACAGCCUGUGGUGCCUUUGCACAACAGACUCCGCAACUGGGACUCUACUUAACACACAUGGUCAACUUUUAGUGGCCUGGAGGUGUGUUUGUGUGUUUGGGUGUUUGGAAGCUGCCCAUGAACAGGGGAUGGGAGCGGGGCACAGUCGGAUCAGCACUUUCCUCCAUGCAACAUAAACUUUACAAUGUCUGCUCGACCGCCAAUGCAACUGAGGGAAAAUAUAAAGCAAUUGCCGUGACACUUUGGAAAAGCUCCUUGUCGGCAUUCUUCUAAAAUAUCACACAGAAAUGACAGUGGUGUCAAUUUCAAAAACCCCCAAAAUCAAAUGAACAUAUAUUGAAGAAUGUUGAGCUAUUUCUUUUAAGAUGCUAAUAACAUGUCUAGUGGGGUUUUUAUUUGUGCCGUUAAGGUCAUGGGAAAGAAGCUGUGCGAUACGUUGGGGUAAGCGGCACUUAAUGCCUCCCUGACCCUCCACUGUGGGAUGAGAAAUCCUCAUUCUGACUUUCUCAGCACCUGCUGUUGGCUCCUGCUUUACAUACACACACAUGUUCACCAGACAGACGACCGCUUCCUCUGGAUUAUCUCUCGUGUGUUUGUCUCGUGGGGGGGGGGUUCUAUGAAUGGUCUUCAAUAACCAUAGCAACAAAUGACUGCGCUCAUAUUGUUUUCUGGCUUCAUUAAGGUGCACCAGAGGAAGCCAGAGCAGGGCCGUUGUGCGUAACAGCGCUGGCAUUCGCUUGUGCGUCCUUAAGGAGGAUUGUGUGUCGGACGGCGAGGACGAUGUGAGCACCGACGCCAUGGUGGAAGAGAUGCUCCAGCAAGGGGACACAGCCGUCAUCUACCCAGAGGCCCCGGAGGACGAGCCACAACGACAGGGCACGCCCGACGCCAGCGUCCAUGACGAGAACGGAACUCCCGAUUCCUUCUCUCAGCUGCUCACCUGCCCGUACUGCACUCGUGGCUACAAGCGCUACAGCUCCCUGAAGGAGCACAUCAAGUACCGACACGAGAAGACCGAGGAGAGCUUCAACUGCCCCGAGUGCAGCUACAGCUUCGCGUACCGCGCUCAACUGGACAGGCAUAUGACGGUCCACAAGGGCGGACGGGAUCAGAGACACAUCACGCAGUCGGGCGGCAAUCGCAAAUUCAAGUGCACUGAAUGUGGCAAAGCAUUUAAAUACAAGCAUCAUCUGAAGGAGCACCUACGCAUCCACAGCGGAGAGAAACCCUACGAGUGCUCCAACUGCAAGAAGAGGUUCUCCCACUCAGGUUCAUACAGCUCCCACAUCAGCAGUAAGAAGUGCAUCAGCGUCAUAUCAGUGAACGGCAGACAGCGCAUGGGCAACACCAAAACCCAGACCCAGGGUCCAUCGCCAGUGCUGCCCACGCCGCCCUCAGUCCUCCGCACCCAGAUUAGGGAGAAGCUGGAGCACAGCAAGCCCCUGCAGGAGCAGCUGCCCCUCAACCAGAUCAAGACCGAGCCUGUGGACUACGAAUACAAGCCGACGGUGAUUACGUCCCCGGCUCUGACCGCCAUGAAUGGUGGGGUUUUCAACGGAGGAGCUGGUGCUCCGCUGCAGGGCACAGUGCAGGCUGUGGUCCUGCCCACUGUGGGGCUAAUGUCGCCCAUCAGCAUCAACCUGGCAGACCUGCAGAACGCUCUCAAAGUGGCGGUGGACGGCAACGUCAUUCGCCAGGUGCUGGAAAACAAUGCCAAAGGCCAGGGGCAGAUGAACUCAGGGUUAACCACUGGAAUCCUCCACCCUUCGCAGCAGCAACUCAUCUCAGCCAUCAGUCUGCCCAUUGUGGGUCAGGAUGGAAAUGCAAAAAUCAUCAUUAACUACAGCUUGGACCAGGGCCAGCUCACAGCCCAGAACCUGAAGAAAGAGCCUGAGCCAGACUCACCGGCUCAGACCACCACUGACAACUUCAAGUCCCAGAAACUCCCAGAAGAUCUCACGAUCAAAGGCACCAGGUCUCCUGAGACUAAAGAAAAAGAGGAAAAGACCACUAAAACUUGUCUCCUGUGUGAUAAUUGUCCCGGGGGGCUGGAAGCACUCCAUGCCCUCAAGCACUGCAAGAAGGACGGCCUCAGGCUGAAUGGAGCAGGCCUGGCUAAGUCCGAGUCCGCUGUUGCCGCCCUGCUGUCGGAGGGAGGACUCUGCAACCAGCCCAAGAACCUUUUGACCCUGCUCAAGGCCUACUUUGCCUUAAAUGCAGAGCCCACCAAGGAUGAGCUGGCCAAGAUCGCUGACUCAGUCAGCCUGCCUGUCCAUGUGGUCAAGAAGUGGUUUGACAAAAUGCAGGAGGGGCAAAUAUCACUGGGUGCCCCAACACCUCCCUCAGAGGAGGAGGACACCUGUGAUGCAAACAGUGUUGUCUCUCUAGUCCCAGGGAAGGACACAGCCACUAUGAGUCCCUCUGUGACCCAGGACAGCCCUACAGAAGCAACCCCGGCAGAGAUCAACGGUGCUCACGGCUCGCCGGCCUCCUGCUUGCCACUAAACCUGAGAGCUGGCGGUCCAGUACCGGCCCAGAGCACUGAGGGACCCCUGGACCUAUCGCUGCCAAAGCCCUCCAGAGAGGAAGGGGAGAGAGCGAUGGCUAAAGCCGGCGUUUACCCCUCUCCCUCCUCUUGCUCCACCAAUGCGGAAGAACCCCUGAACUUAACUUGCACAAAGAAAGAGGCAUCGCCACUCUCAGCCAUGGGCGCCAGUCCCGUCACACUGUACGCCAGCCAGCCAAGUGCCAAACCCCUCGACAUUGUGACCACAAUGCAUUGCCUAAGGGCUCUAGCCACCAAUAACAAACAGACUAUCCUGAUCCCCCAGCUGGCCUACACCUAUACCACUACAGCAAACAGCCCCGCAGGAACCGAGAUGCACGAAACCAUCCACCUCAACGGAGUGAAGGAGGAGAAACAGGACACAGGCUCAGAGGGCGUAUCCACCGUGGAGGAGCAGAAUGACUCAGACUCGGGCCCGGCGAGGAAGAAGAUGAAGAAGACGGACAGCGGCAUGUACGCCUGCGACCUGUGCGACAAGAUCUUCCAGAAGAGCAGCUCGCUGCUGAGACACAAAUAUGAACACACGGGGAAGCGACCUCACGAGUGCGGCAUCUGCAGCAAGGCCUUCAAACACAAACACCACUUGAUCGAACACAUGCGGCUCCACUCGGGGGAGAAGCCGUACCAGUGCGACAAGUGCGGCAAGCGCUUCUCCCACUCGGGCUCCUACUCCCAGCACAUGAACCACCGCUACUCCUACUGCAAGAAGGAGACACAGAACCAAGAAGGAGACAGGGAGAGCCCCGAGGAGGAUGCCGAGGCCCAGGCUGAGAUGGAGGCCCUGGGCAGCAUGCAGAGGCAGGACAUGGCCCCGUCCCAGCUGGAUUUGGAUGAGCGAGGUAGCAGCACAAGAGAGGACGAGGAGAGCGAGGAAGAGGAGGAGGAGGAGGGUGUGGUGGACAUGGAUGACAUCCAGGUGGUGCAGAUAGGCGACGAGGAGGAAGAGGAAGAGCAAGGGGACGGGAACGGGAACGAGGAGGAGAUGGAGACAGUAUUGGUGGGAGGCGAAGGAGAGGAGCAGAAAAUUGAGAUGGAAAUUAAAGCAGAGGAAGAGGAGGCUGACACGAGGCAGGAGGAGCUUACGGGCGUUCAGGAAGAGGAGGAGGUCAAGAUGGAGGAAGAGAAGCUGAUGGAUACAGAGGGUGGGGUGACGCAAGAGGGGAAGGCGGAGGAGGAGGUCGCAGAGGAGAGCGGAGGCGAAACAAACAGGAACACGGGUUCUGAAGACGAGAACCAGACGCCGCAGGAGGAAGGAGAUACUGACUAAACGAGGAACCAGACUCCACGAAAACACAAUCAGAUUCCUCCUCUCGUCGCGCAGAGGAGGAAUCGCAGGAGACGACGUCUGGUCACUCUGACAGUUUGUUUCAGUUCACUACUGUGUAGAAAUCCAGGUGUGCCUGAAAAAAAAAAAAUUACUAGUGACUUUUCCGCAGGAGAACAAUUUCUCACUGUUAGAAGAAAGAAAACCAUUUGUAAAGAAAAAGAUGAAGACGAACACGAAUUUUAACAAAGGAAAUGCAUUAUACAGACUUUGGAAGCUAGAGCCGACAUGUUUUAGAUAAUGUUUUAUUACUAAAACACCUUGGGUCAUUUCUUUUUAUCAGUGUUACUAAUUUUAUCACUCAUAUUUUAACCUUUAAAAGCUGUACAGUUGGGAGAUAUUUCUAUACCUUUUUAUUGCCAAUGAACAAAAAAAAAAAAGUCAGUAUUUUAUUAAGUUGGAAGGAAAAUAAGAAAAAUCCUGUGCACUACAAGUGGCUUGGUUUACCUAUGUAUUAAGCAGUUGAGUUGUGUUGUCUACCCUUCAGUAUUACCGCACUAGAUAUACCACAUCAUCACGCUGGCAGAUGUUAGCUUUUCUUCUCUUUUUUACUUUUGGUGUUAUUUUUGAUUGGAUCGUGAGCCUUAAGAAGAAAAACAACGGAGGGUGGAUGUGUCAUGUCAGUUCGGUUCCUUUAAGACUUACUAAUCAGUGUUUUUUUUUAACAGGAAUAGUUUGACAUAUUGGGGAAUGCGCUAAUAAUUUGCUUCCUGCGAUGAGAAGAUUGAUACCGAUCUCGUGCAUUCACGGUAAAUAGCUAGCCGUCGCUUAGCUUAGGUUAGCUUAGCGUGAAGACCAGUAUAUGGGGAGGGAAACACUCCUGUCCAGCAGGCGGGGGUAGUGCACCUGUGACAUGGUUUGCCAGAUGCCACAAAAACCCAAAUGAAGAAGAAGAAGAAGCUAGCUUAAGUCAGGGCAUUUCUAAUAUAGGGAGAACUUCCACUCUCCACAAGGGGGCGCUUGCGAGGCAGUCCAGAAUGGAGUCUAGUCCGCGGAGCUGCUGCACCAAAACAGGAUUUAUGUAUAAAAAUAAAUCCCAUUUCCUAAUGUUUUUGACACAUAAAGGGUGGAAACAAUAUAGUCCCAUUUCAACUGAAGUGAAAUAUCUUUUCUGUAAGUAUUUGUGACGUCACGCACCUCAGGACACUUUACGGCAUUCAACCUUUGUGGUUUUGCUGAGCCUAUUUUUAUGGGGGUGAGCGAGGAACUUAGUUAUGAAAUGCCACCAUGACCAGUUAGCAGUUUGCUACAUUAGCCUGAUUUGCAUUUGGCUGUCAGACACAACUAUUCCUUCCACAUAAUGAACUGAGCAGUUCAGCCUCAUUGAGGAUUCACUCAGGACGGCCCUUUUGGGUGACUGCAGACAGUUUUCGGUACAGCAGUAGGAAGUGGACGGGCUAAAUUCCCACAGAUGAGCUCUGGCUGUAGCUUCGUAUUCACCGUGCAGAUGUGAGAGUGGUAUCUGUCUUCUCAUCCGAGUCACGAAAACAAACUCGCGUGAAACCCUAAAUGUCAAGCUGUUGCUUUAAAGUGUUCAGAGUGAGCAGAAAGGAGAUGUAGAAAACUGUCUGUCCCCCCCGUGCCCCUCCAUACCCCCACCCCACCCACCCACCUGAGACUUAUGCAACAGAGCAAGAGAAACAUGCAUAUCAAAGUGCCACAGAAUAUCGCAGGUAUCAGGCCUGAGAGAGCAGACGUUCGCCUACCACACGUUCAUGUAUCAUAGACUUUACUCGUUUUUAUUCCCACGCGGAGCCGCGGCAAGAGUGACGAUGCACACGUUUUCAAAAUGUAUGAAGUAUGACUUGUUAACUUGUGUCCUGCCUUUUUUUUUUGUUUUCAAAGCUUGUUCAGUGCACUUGUUUUAACACACCAUGAAAUGCUCAGACAUCUCUUCAGGUAACAAAAUGUAGGCAUAUACGAUUCCCAGGAGUUUUAAUUCAACAGAAGUUUUAACCUGUCAGUAUUAUUAUUUUUUGUCAUUUAUGUUGUUUUUUGUUCCGUGUCCGUGUGCGUGCUGUACGUUUUCCAGCAAUGGCAGUAUUAUCCCCCCCCCCCCCCAAUGAGAUGGGUGUGUCUGUUUAGUCAUAGAGAACUUUUAUAUUUAUGUGUCUUAUUUUUUUAUAUUUCUUUAUGGUUAUUUAUUACACUAUGUAGUGUACAAUACUGUAGUUUGUAUUAAUACGAUAAUAUAUUUUAGUAUGGAAAAAAAAAAAAGAUUCAAAGGCAACUACAGCUACACGCCUGGACAAUGAGACUCCGGCAUAC